This is a messenger RNA of Lingula anatina, 2016 nucleotides long. Its product is annotated as bone morphogenetic protein 1. The record is from RefSeq and is a predicted model, not a curated record. Lineage: Eukaryota; Metazoa; Brachiopoda; Lingulata; Lingulida; Lingulidae.
GGAAACUAGAAUAUUGUAAAGAACGUGUAGGAUAGGAUAGUUUGCAUUUGACGAAUCAAACGUUUUAUUUGUACAAAAUUUCGCUAACUGCAUUUUAAUACCAAGUGGACGAAGUCGGAGAAAGCCUUUUAUUCACCCAAGAGCUAGUUCGAUAACUGUAGCGCCAAAACCCCAUACGCACUUUCACGGCAGUAUGUAGGCCUACAUAGACCUAUAUAUGCAGACUUCGGUGUGGACGGCAGGCUGUGCCUUUGGCAUUGGUGAAUCGAUCGACCGAUUUAUACAUCAACCAUGCAUAAGAGGGCUUGAAUGUAAACAAACGCUCACAAUAGAAGUCACAUUGUUCCAUCCGCCAUAUUGCGGAUUUUGCAAUCCGGUCUAGAUGACAGAGCCAACUUCAUGGAGUGUGUUGUGCCGCAGUAGUACACUGAAUUAUCUGUCAAUUUCGAGUUCUUUUUUCUUCCUAAGUCGAUGAAAUGACGCUGGUGGUGAAGAAAGAUACGUAGCUCAUAUAACCGCAUACAGUCUUGUCGCCCUACGAGAGAAAGAUGGUUGUUUCUACACGACUCAAGACGGAAAUGGUCUCGGAAUAUAGAGCCGUAUGGAAGGUCUCUUGGUUCACAGUUACAUUGAUAAUGUCAGUAGCAAAAUUGGCAGAGGCACAAAAUUACUCGUAUUGUAUCAACGGCGGGGUGAACCGCAUUACAAACUUCAAAGGUGACAUUUCGUCCAACAUGGAGGGAAAAGCGUACUACCGGAGUGACAUGGACUGCACGUGGGUACUGGACGCUGGAGAGGGAGGGCGCGUGCUGGUCACUGUCCUCAGCUCCAGUUUACAGUGGGCGCCGAACGACGCGACAUGCACCCAGUAUGACCACAUGGAGGUUCGAAAUGGAGAUACGGCAAGUGGUGACGUAAUAGUCACGUGGUGUGGGGACCGGAGUCCGUCUACCCUCAUCAGUACGGGGCGCUAUCUAUACAUCAAAUUUAAAACUAAGUCACAGAAUAACACUGGUGUCCGUUUGAAAUAUGAAACUUUCGACGCCACAUUAUGUCCCCCCGGCUGGCGGGAGUACAGAAACCACUGCUACAAGGUUGAGACCCAUCCACUAUCAUGGGAAGAUGCCCACAGAUAUUGUGUGCGUGAUCAGUCCAACCUAGUCAGCAUCUCCAGCGAGGCGGAGCAGUCAUUUAUUACAGACGCUGUUAAUAGCGUUACUGCCGGUACGGCGUUCUAUGUCUGGAUUGGUGUGCGAUAUGUCCAGCAGUCGUCUGAUUGGCUGUGGAUUGAUAACUCUGUCUCUUACCUUCAGAGUGGUUGGACCAAAAGUGGAACAACGUCUGGUUCGGGAUGUGGGUGUAUAAAACCAAGCACAAAUUCUUGGAUAAGCAAGCUUUGUACACUAGAUAAUAUAUCUGUAUGCAAAAUGAAAAAAGGUGCAGCAACGCAAAUUUUCACCAUUCCUGCCGACAACCCAGUAAGAGAUGAAGGGAGCUACUGGGAAUUUAUUGUAGUAGGCAUCAUCGUUAUCAUAACAGCAUGCUUUAUUGGCAAUUUCAUAAAAGCUAAAUGCACUGGAAAUGUCGAAACCUCGUCUGAGAAUGACUCCGAUGUAACGAGGAGCACGCAGGUCACGCAGCACCAAAGGCCGGCACCACAGCUGCAGAUGACCCGGCUUAGAACUCGCCUCCAGAACUUGCAGGAUCAAGCUCGAGCGCGAUACACUCAAAAUAACAAUAGGGUCUCACAUGCUGCCAACGAAGACACGCUGUAUCAAAAAGACAUCAGCGACAUGCCAGAAACUGGUAAUAUAAGAGCAGGUGCCUUAUCUCCUAUUACGUCAACAUUUCCAUCCGCUCCACCGAUGUAUGACGACGAACCAAGGCAAGGAACCUUUCCCGUCAGAACAACAGCGGCACCUUUCGAUGGGAUUGAAGAACACUCGGGCACGCCCCCUCCGUCCUAUGAAGAAGUAUUUGGUAGUGAAGCGCACAGUAAAUGAGGAGACAAUCGUC